GUCUUUUUGACCUUCAGCUAUAUUGAUCCCACUUAAACUUCUUCAUCCCCUUCAAAACUCUAUAAUUUGAUGGGCGUUAUUCAAAAACAUGAUCCAGCUCCUUAUAGAGACCAUGUAGAUUCUUUCACCACCGCAGCAACGUCCAUCAGCAACUCCUCUCACAACGCCUACCAUGACGAAACCGACAAUGAGAAUGACAAUGCAAAUGAGGACAGCAGUGUCUGCACUGCAAUCAACGACAGUAACAGCAAUCAAUCUCAUCUUCGUCUUUUAGACCCCGCGCCGGUUGAAGACGAACAAUGGGUACGCGACAGCGACACAGGCAACACCAGCGACGAGGAUGACCCGGUGCAUACGGCGCCGAGUGAAAAGCCCGUGACUUGGUCCUCACUCCCUAGGAAAGGGCAGCUUGCUAUUCUGACCAUUGCGCGUCUUUCUGAACCUCUCACUCAGACGUCCCUGCAAGCUUACCUGUUUUAUCAGCUCCGUUCCUUCGACCCGUCGCUCCCGGACUCAACCAUCUCCAAGCAGGCGGGUAUUCUGCAGGGCAGUUUCACGGCGGCGCAGUUUCUCACGGCGGUCGUAUGGGGUCGCCUUGCUGAUAGCGAGUGGAUAGGAAGGAAGCGCGUGCUGCUCAUUGGGUUGUUGGGCACUUGCAUCUCUUGUUUGGGGUUUGGGUUCUCGCGGUCGUUUGCGGCUGCGGCGGUGUUUCGUACUCUGGGAGGUGCGCUGAAUAGUAAUGCGGGUGUUAUGAGGACGAUGAUCUCGGAGAGUAUUGAAGAGAAGAAGUAUCAGUCGCGAGCGUUCAUUCUCUUGCCGAUGUGCUUCAACAUCGGUGUUAUUAUCGGCCCAAUACUUGGUGGUUUGUUGGCGGAUCCGCGCAGAAACUAUCCGCAGCUGUUUGGACCAGGUUCCUUCUUUGGUGGUGAGAAGGGUGUGUGGUGGAUGGAACACUGGCCAUUCCUGCUUCCAAACUUGGUCAGCGCUAUCUUUAUUUUCAUUUCGUGGAUAUCUGUGUUCUUUGGUCUUGAUGAGACGCACGAAGUCGCCCGGUACAGAAGCGACUGGGGUCGCAAAAUCGGCCGUCGACUGGUGAGGGUGUUCCGCCGCCGGCGAUACCACCAAUACCGUUCCCUCUUAGACUACCCGGAGGACACCUCGCUCCUCGUGGACGAAAGUAUCGCAAGCAGAUCCCUUCCACCGAGCCCCGUCCGCUUGAGAGUUCAACGGCGUCACAAACGCCCCAACUUCCGUCAGCUCUUCACGCGCAACGUCCUGUUGACGCUCCUCGUCCAGUUCCUCCUCGCCUUCCACACGAGCGCCUUCAACUCAAUGACCUUCACCUUCCUCCCAAGCCCGCGCGCCCCAAAUUCCAGCCACAAGGAUUUCUUCCGCUUCGGUGGCGGCCUCGGCCUUCCUUCCUCACGGGUUGGUCUUGCAACAGCAAUCAUUGGCAUCAUCGGUCUCCCGCUCCAGAUCUUUAUUUACCCGCGCAUCCAGUCGAGGCUGGGUACACUGACCUCUUUCCGCACAUUCCUCCCAUUCUCACCACUUUCAUAUGCGCUCAUGCCCUUCCUUGUCUUGGUCCCAAGCUACCCCUACCUCGUUUGGCCGGCAUUCACGCUUGUCGUGGCUCUACAAGUAGUGUCAAGGACUUUUGCGCUUCCCGCGGCUGUUAUCCUAGUCAAUAACAGUGUGACGGACGCGUCUAUCCUGGGAACCGUUAAUGGAGUCGCAACGAGUAUAUCUAGUGCAGCAAGGACGCUGGGUCCGCUACUUGGGGGGUGGGGACUGGGCUUAGGUCUGAAGUAUGACCUUGUCGGUGGGGUUUGGUGGGCGUUGGCGGUUGAAGCGCUGCUCGGUUGGGUCUUACUUGGGUCAAUCUAUGAAGGUAAGGGGAUCGACAGGACGAAGGAUCUUAUUAUUGAGAGGGAGGAAGGUGAGCAAGGGCAGGAAAGGAGGUGA
Molecule: messenger RNA, 1965 nt
Organism: Aspergillus nidulans FGSC A4
Lineage: Eukaryota; Fungi; Ascomycota; Eurotiomycetes; Eurotiales; Aspergillaceae
Product: putative MFS multidrug transporter
Exons: 2
Coding region: 70-1965 (631 amino acids)
Biological process (GO): transmembrane transport
Cellular component (GO): membrane
Molecular function (GO): transmembrane transporter activity
Source: RefSeq, a predicted model, not a curated record